GCCGGGAGCCUCCCCGUGCCCCGUGGAGUCGGACUGCCUCUGGAGCGAGGCCCGGCGUCGCCUGCCCUCCUGCGUGUUCCGGAGCCGCUGUGCAGAAAUCGGAGGCAGAGCCUCCCGAGCCUCCAGUGGAGGCCGCAGACUAGGAAGGAAGCCUGGGCCAGGAGAGAAGGGUCGCCCUCUGACGGCUGUGGUGUUCAAGCCGAGCGCUUCAACCCUGUCUCCGCCCGGGCUGGAAAAAUAACGCGAAAGUGUGACCGGCACAUACGCGUUUGCGGCACACUUCCUCGCGGACUGGGCUGCUUUUGAGAUCGUCGUAAAGGGCGAAAAGGCUUCCAAGGUCAGGUCACGGUGCGCUUCCGCCGAAUCGCAGGGCAGGACUUUCAGCCCUGCCGAAGAAUCCCCGCUUCCGUGUCAGGUUUUCUGGUGGUCUGAACGAGCCAGGCCUCUUCUGAAGAGCUAAAAGCUGCGUACCGGAGGCUGUGUAUGCUUUACCAUCCAGACAAGCACAGAGAUCCAGAGCUCAAAUCACAAGCAGAACGACUAUUUAACCUUGUUCACCAGGCUUAUGAAGUGCUUAGUGACCCCCAAACCAGGGCCAUCUAUGAUAUAUAUGGGAAGAGAGGACUGGAAAUGGAAGGAUGGGAGGUCGUGGAGAGGAGGAGAACUCCAGCCGAGAUCAGAGAAGAGUUCGAGCGGCUGCAGAGAGAGCGGGAGGAGAGAAGGCUGCAGCAGCGAACCAACCCCAAGGGAACCAUCAGCGUGGGAGUAGAUGCCACUGACCUUUUUGACCGCUAUGACGAGGAGUACGAGGACGUAUCCGGAAGCGGCUUUCCGCAGAUUGAAAUUAAUAAAAUGCACAUCUCCCAGUCCAUCGAGGCCCCCUUGACAGCCACGGACACAGCCAUCCUCUCAGGAAGCCUCUCCACCCAGAAUGGCAAUGGAGGGGGCUCCAUUAACUUCGCCCUCCGCCGAGUGACCUCCGCCAAAGGAUGGGGCGAGUUGGAAUUCGGAGCUGGCGACCUCCAGGGGCCGUUGUUCGGUCUCAAGCUGUUCCGCAAUCUCACCCCUCGAUGCUUUGUGACGACAAACUGUGCUCUGCAGUUUUCGUCCCGUGGAAUCCGGCCUGGCCUCACCACCGUCCUGGCUCGGAACCUGGACAAGAAUACAGUGGGCUACCUGCAGUGGCGGUGGGGGAUCCAGUCAGCCAUGAACACGAGCAUCGUGCGUGACACCAAGACCAGCCACUUCACGGUGGCCCUGCAGCUGGGGAUCCCUCACUCCUUCGCACUGAUCAGCUACCAGCACAAGUUCCAGGAUGAUGACCAGACACGGGUGAAAGGCUCCCUUAAGGCAGGCUUCUUCGGGACAGUGGUGGAGUAUGGAGCCGAGCGGAAGAUCUCCAGGCACAGCAUCCUGGGCGCAGCCGUGAGCAUCGGUGUCCCGCAGGGCGUCUCUCUCAAGGUCAAGCUGAACAGGGCCAGCCAGACCUACUUCUUCCCCAUCCACCUGACCGACCAGCUGCUGCCCAGCGCCGUGUUCUAUGCCACCGUGGGGCCCCUGGUGGUCUACUUUGCCAUGCACCGCCUGGUCAUCAAGCCGUACCUCAGGGCACAGAAGGACAAGGAAUUGGAAAAGCAGAGGGAAAACACUGCCAGUGACAUCCUGCAGAAGAAGCAGGAGGCAGAGGCUGCUGUCCGUCUGAUGCAGGAAUCUGUCCGGAGAAUCAUCGAGGCCGAGGAGUCCAGAAUGGGGCUCAUCAUCGUCAACGCCUGGUACGGGAAGUUCGUGAACGACAGGAGCAGGAAGAGCGAGAAGGUGAAGGUGAUCGACGUGGCUGUGCCGCUGCAGUGCCUGGUCAAGGACUCGAAGCUGCUCCUCACCGAGGCCUCCAAGGCAGGGCUGCCCGGCUUCUACGACCCGUGUGUGGGGGAGGACAAGAGCCUGCGCGUGCUGUACCAGUUCCGGGGCGUGCUGCACCAGGUGACGGUGCCCGACGGCGAGGCCCUGCGGAUACCAAAGCAGUCUCACAGGAUUGACACCGACACGGACGGAUAAGCUGCUCAAGAACCUGGUUUCAGAGAGGCUUCGAGAAACCUUUUCCUGGGAGUCUACAAAAUUGGAAGCAGGAGAACCCCAGAGAUCAGAUGUUCUAUUUUAUUUUAUUCCUCUAGAAGGUGGUACCAUAUGAAUUCUGUGCAGGGACACGCAGGCGCCACGGCACAGGUGCUGCAGGGAGGACUGGACCUGCGUCACCCUGGGCCGGGCAUGGGCACUGGAUCGCGUCCCUGGAGGGCAGGGUCCCCAGCCUGCGCCCUGCACAUCGCCUGCCCCGAGCCGCUCAGGGGUGUUCUGGUCCUGCAAGUCCACACGGAGUGCAGGAUCGGCGAGGUCAGACUUCCGGACCCCAGGCCCAGGCGUCUGCCAGGUGGAUUCCCUCCAACCCCUUCCUCUGCCUGAGGACUGCGGUCUAUAAAACUGCUUUUUACCUGAGGACGCGGGUUGGAGACAUGUUUCUUCCUGCUCCAGAGCUUCCUGAAUUAUUCUUGGCCCGGGCUCGGACCAGAGUUGCCUGCUCAGGUCCCCUGCUGGCCCCAGCCAUCACCCUGCCCUCCCGGGCACAGCAUGGGCUGGGGUGACAGUGCCUCCCCAGGAAAGGGCAGGGCGUGCCCAACCCUGGUGUGGGCCCCAGGCCCGGGCAGGCACCACCAUGAACAGCCCUCCGCUUCCAGUUUUCAAAAGUGGCCCAGGCUGACGAGUUCUGCCCUAUUUAUCUCUGUUUUUUAAAUUAAAAAGAGAAAGUUUCUCUGCCAGCACAGCGACUGCCACAUAGCCCCGUGCUUCAUGACCUGAGGGGCGGCCGGGCUCAAGUGGCCCAUGCUGCCACCCGGCACCCGCAAUAAACGUCCUGAAAGCGA
Messenger RNA from Fukomys damarensis (Damara mole-rat), 2915 nucleotides. It is a transcript of the gene Dnajc11, whose product is annotated as DnaJ heat shock protein family (Hsp40) member C11. The record is from RefSeq and is a predicted model, not a curated record. Gene Ontology annotation, biological process: cristae formation. Bases 484 to 2055 code for a protein of 523 amino acids. Lineage: Eukaryota; Metazoa; Chordata; Mammalia; Rodentia; Bathyergidae. The transcript has 16 exons.